Molecule: messenger RNA, 1725 nt
Organism: Uncinocarpus reesii 1704
Lineage: Eukaryota; Fungi; Ascomycota; Eurotiomycetes; Onygenales; Onygenaceae
Product: early meiotic induction protein 5
Exons: 6
Coding region: 1-1725 (574 amino acids)
Biological process (GO): protein-FAD linkage; mitochondrial electron transport, succinate to ubiquinone; mitochondrial respiratory chain complex II assembly
Cellular component (GO): mitochondrion
Source: RefSeq, a predicted model, not a curated record
AUGGGUUCUUCGGAUUCGCAACUGCGGUCUCUUUUACGCACGCUUUUCCUUCUUUUCAUCGCCAUCUCCGUCUCUGACGCCUUGAGGUUCGACCUGAUUGCCGAUACGCACAGCGGGAAGCACGAGCGUUGUAUACGCAACUUUGUCAGUCGGGAACAGCUCGUUGUUGUUACAGCCACUGUGAGCGGGACCAAAGGAGAUGGACAGGUUGUGAAUAUGCAUAUCAAAGAUUCCCUAGGGAAUGAAUACGGUCGUCCUAAAGACGUAGUUGGCGAGACCCGACAGGCUUUUACUUCCCUCGGCGAUGCGUCUUUUGACGUCUGCUUCUCAAACGUCCUUUCUGGUCGACACUCUGGUGCCCUUCCUUUCCGUACCGUCGAGCUUGACGUUGACAUCGGUGCCGACGCACGAGACUGGGAUGCCAUCAAGGUCCAGGAGAAGCUGAAGCCUGUGGAGGCAGAUCUGCGGCACAUGGAAGCAUUGGUUGCUGAGAUUGUCACGGAGAUGGACUACCUGCGCUACAGAGAGCAGAAAUUGAGAGAUACAAACGAGAGUACGAAUGAGCGUGUGAAAUGGUUUGCGUACGGAACCAUGGAUCAAAGCAUCUUAUCUAAGUUGUACGAUUUCUUUACUUCGCUUCAGUGCUUAUACCCUUUAGCAAUGACCGGACUACAUAAAAGGUUUACACUCUGGCUAGAGGGCGAUGGUUUCGUGAACUGGUUUCUGUACUUUUUGCGUCUCACGGUGUCUUCAAGGCUGAUUCUCGUUUGUAUUGCUGCAGUAUCAAACCAAUCUAGCAGCUUCCAGCCACUAGCAGGUGGGUGCAAACAUGUCAAACACACCCGCCGCCGCCUAUUCGGCAAUGGCAGAAAUCGCGGCUUAGAGCAAGCUACAUUCACGGCAUCGCGACUCUUGAAUUUGAACAACCCGGACAAACAGACCAUCCAUAAGAUGAAUCACGCUCAGAGCUUGUGCCGCUACCUAGGAUGUCUGACCCCUACCAGGUUGCCGCUGCGGACAGGAAAAGUUACCAGAUCCGCUCUGAGAUAUGAGCAAUGCACCUUACACCACCGGAGCUUAUCCACAAGCAGUUAUUUAUUAAACAGCAAUGGACCGGUACGAUCAGGCUCCUCCCGCCGCACAGACAGCCAGUCGAAAAGCGGUAUUCCGAGAAAACAUGAAUUGGAGCUGGGUGAAAUGGAGGGCAUCACAUUUAAAGUUGAGCCGUUGAGGAGAACAGGGGAAGACGUGGCUACGAUGAGAGCGCGGUUAUUGUACCAAUCCCGCAAACGGGGAACCCUCGAGUCCGAUCUACUGCUGUCAACGUUUGCCGCUACAAACCUUUCCACCAUGUCCAAGUCCGAGUUGGAAGAGUAUGAUCGCUUUCUGGACGAGAAUGAUUGGGAUAUAUACUACUGGGCGACGCAAGAGCCGCCCACGCCUGGCACGGAGUCUGAAACCUCGGCGACGACCGGUGCAAGGCCAAAAGACACGGUGACGGAGACUUGGAAGAGCGGAGCUGCGAAGAGUGGCGAGUGGGCGCAGACGGUGGGUGCGUUUAAGCCGGCGUAUCGACCGGUGCCCGAGAGAUGGGCGAACAGUGAUGUUUUGAGGUUGUUGAGACAGCAUGUUCAGGAUAAGAGUGCACUGGGGGAUAAGAGUGGCGCCAAGGCAACGGGAGGGGGACUGGGAAGGAUGCCCAAUAUUGAGGUUUUUAAUUCAUGA